UUGUGAGCGGAGCGCGGGAGCUGCGAGUCCGGCGUCCGCUGGGUCCGGGAAAGGCCUUAAGAAGUUUGUGCGCUUCCGGCUGCUUCUUGGGAAGCCAAGGCUGCUUCCUCACGACUUUCCGGUCUUAGCCGCCUGUUACCUCAGAGCGCCUCUCUGCCUCCCUGGUGCCCAGAUACCUGGUUCGGAGAAGAUGACGGAGGAACUGGACCUCACAGGACAGGACUCUGAUGCGGGUAGUGAAGAGGUGGUCCUGACCCCUGCAGAGCUCAUUGAAAGGCUGGAGCAGGCCUGGAUGAAUGAAAAGUUUGCCCCUGAGCUGCUGGAAAGCAAGUCUGAGAUUGUAGAGUGUGUCAUGGAGCAGCUAGAUCACAUGGAAGAAAAUCUCAGGAGAGCCAAGAAGGGGGAUCUGAAGGUCAGCAUUCAUCGGAUGGAGAUGGAGAGGAUCCGCUAUGUCCUCAGCAGCUACUUGCGGUGUCGGCUUAUGAAGAUAGAGAAGUUUUUCCCUCAUAUCCUUGAAAAGGAGAAAACAUCCCAUGAGGGGGAGCUGUCUAGCCUUUCUCCAGAGGAGCUGGUCUUUGCCAAACAGUACAUGGCUAACACAGAGACCUACCUUAAGAAUGUUGCCUUAAAGCAUAUGCCUCCUAACUUACAGACGGUGGACCUCCUGAGGUCAGUUCCCAAACCAGAUCUAGAUUCAUACGUGUUUCUGAGAGUGAAAGAACGACAGGAAAACAUCCUGGUAGAACCAGAAACAGAUGAGCAAAGGGACUACGUGAUUGACUUGGAGGAAGGCUCCCAGCACUUGAUCCGCUAUAAAACCAUUGCGCCCCUGGUUGCUUCUGGAGCAGUUCAGCUGAUAUAAAAUCGAAAGCAAACACAGAAUAAUGACAGCAUGGAACCCUAAAGGAAAUGUGUAAGAUCUCUUCACUGCUUUGUGCCUAAGGACUGCAGACUUUCCUGGCAGUGCUGCAGGUUUUGGGGCACUGAGAAGGCGCUCAGGCAGGAUUCCUAACUUGCCACACGUCCUCACUGCCUGCCAUCCCAGCCACAGUCAGCAGAUGGAGCCACCGCUCUGUUGCUUCCGCGUGCUGGCCGAGUCCUCCGAGAUGCUCACUUUGUGGGCCUUUUUCCUUUGUGGUAUUUCUUGAGCUAAAGAAAGUGAGACAACCGCAGUUCAUAAAAAAGCAUCGCUGCCUAUGAUUAGGAGACAGUAGUUAGCCCUGACCUGAGAGGGACCGGAUAGUUCUUUCACAUCCCCGAUAAGAAGAAGAUAAAUGCCAUAGAAAAACCGAAGAUGAAGUAUCUUCUGGAUUAUCUCACUGGAUUGUGUGAACUAACCUUCUGGAACCUCUAAUAUCAGACUUAAGACCGAUGUCUGCCCUGGUUAAUAGAGAAUCAUAACUAAACCAAGAAACCAUUUCUGAGUUUCAGUUUUGUGCCAGAAGGACCCUCUGGCCAGCUCUCGGUUGGUAGCCUAAUGAAGUAUGUGCUCCCUGCUGCUAACCUGCAGCCUUCCUGAAUCUCGGGCAGCUUUGCCAAGCCAACCUCCAGGCCAUCUGGCCACUCUUGGCCGGGGAUCUGCUAACAGCAACAUUAACUGUCCUAUCUUGUGACCUCAGUAACAGCGUUUCUGUUUUUAGCUCUACUUUCUCAAGGGAAGCGGAUGAAAUUAACAUGAGCAGAGAGCAUCAUGGUGAUAUCUGAAGGAAGGAUGUAGAGACCGUGAAUGAAUCGUCUUUCCCUGAAACAUGAUAAAAAGGAACCUGCAUUCCAGUCUUUUGCUGAUGAGAAGGCAGCAGAUUUUCAUUUAUAUAAUAUUGGCUGUUAGAGAAAUCAAUGUAAUAUGGCUAUCAUUUCCAAGAAAAAUCACUGAGAAAAAGCAAGGAGGGUUUAUUUGUUAAUAAAAGCAUUUAUAUUUCAGGCA
Neogale vison (American mink) is the source of this 1924-nucleotide messenger RNA. It is a transcript of the gene GINS4, whose product is annotated as GINS complex subunit 4. The record is from RefSeq and is a predicted model, not a curated record. Gene Ontology annotation, biological process: double-strand break repair via break-induced replication; DNA-templated DNA replication. The transcript has 8 exons. The coding region runs from base 191 to 862 and encodes 223 amino acids. Gene Ontology annotation, cellular component: GINS complex. NCBI's taxonomy places the organism in Eukaryota, Metazoa, Chordata, Mammalia, Carnivora, Mustelidae.